AUGCCUCGAGGAUACUAUCUCGGGCAGGGUCUCAUCCCUCUUGGCUACAGCAGCAGCGACGAUGACGAGGGCCCGUGUGAACUUCCAGACGGCCGCGUGGUUUGCGGUCCGCACGGCUUGGUGGUUUGCGGCAGGUGCUGCGUCGACUACAGCUUCAUGGACGAUGUUCCGAGUAACCAGGGCAACGGCGAUGACGAAGAAGAGGAGGAGAACGACGAGGAUAGGGGCGGGAAUGGGGCCGAGCCUGACUUUAUUCACGACCUUCUGGGCCCUCCACUGCGGAAGGGGACUGGCCGAUCUUGGCCCUCAAAGUUCAUCCCGUCCUCAACCACAGACACGCCCGCCGAGUUGUUCUCUGGUCGCAGGAAACAUAUACGUGUCACAAGAUACACCCAUCGAGACGACGCCAGCACUGUUCUAAUCCGCACAGACGGUGCUUGUCUCGACAACGGCCAGGCCAAUCCCAAGGCCGGCUGGGCUUUCUGGCAUGGGGUUAGCGACGACGGCACUCAGCUCAUUGCCAGCGCCCGCCUCGAGGCCAAGGGUCCUUUUGGCGCCGCCGCCGCUCAGACCAGCAAUCGAGCCGAGCUCCGUGCCGUGAUCGCUGCGCUGCGCUUCCGACACUGGCCUGGCGAAGGGUUCGGGACCUUUGUCGUCGCUACCGAUUCCGAAUAUGUGGUCGAAGGCGCUACCAAGUGGGUCAAGACGUGGAUGGAGAACGAUUGGAAGACCAGUGCCGGGGCCGACGUCAAGAACAAGGACUUGUGGCAGGCGUUGUUGGGGGAGAUCGAGCGGGUCUCGGACGACGGCUUGGCCGUCCAGUUCUGGAGGAUCCCGCGCGAGUGGAACACGGCGGCGGAUGCAGCUGCGAAAAGCGCUGCUGCCCAGGAAGCGGCGCCGAGCCAAUGGAUGGAGAUGAUUGGAAUGAACAUUUGA
Molecule: messenger RNA, 936 nt
Organism: Chaetomium strumarium
Lineage: Eukaryota; Fungi; Ascomycota; Sordariomycetes; Sordariales; Chaetomiaceae
Product: ribonuclease H-like domain-containing protein
Exons: 2
Coding region: 1-936 (311 amino acids)
Biological process (GO): DNA replication, removal of RNA primer
Molecular function (GO): RNA-DNA hybrid ribonuclease activity; nucleic acid binding
Source: RefSeq, a predicted model, not a curated record